Molecule: messenger RNA, 10622 nt
Organism: Manduca sexta (tobacco hornworm)
Lineage: Eukaryota; Metazoa; Arthropoda; Insecta; Lepidoptera; Sphingidae
Gene: N
Product: neurogenic locus Notch protein
Exons: 32
Coding region: 425-7822 (2465 amino acids)
Biological process (GO): heterophilic cell-cell adhesion; regulation of developmental process; Notch signaling pathway
Cellular component (GO): protein-containing complex; plasma membrane
Molecular function (GO): calcium ion binding; protein binding
Source: RefSeq, a predicted model, not a curated record
UCUCACGGUUUUUUAUCCGUAAAUUCACUUAUUUAUGACUUAAAUAAUGCGUGAAUUGUUGUAAUAGAACGAAAACUAUUAUUUUUGUUUUGUUUAGAGGAAUAUAUUUGAAAAUACGUAAAGUUAUAAGUAGCCUCAACGCACACAGGGAUAGCGGCGGCCAUUUUGAUUUACCGUACGCUGUGUAUUUACUGACAAAGCCGUCAGAUGUGAGCAGGACGCGGCUGCGCAUGUUCCUACCGGGCUUUACGUUAUUUUUGAACGUGUUUUACCGCUAAAAUGUCCAAUAAACAAAUGUUUUCGACGUAACAACAGUUCAAAAACAAAAUGAAGUGUCAGUUUUUACAUUUAGUUCCGUGAGUGUUGAUUGUAUUGUGUUAUAACGACAGCAGGAGUAAAACAAAUGUGUGUGAUCCAUGUGUGAAUGUUGUGCUACAAAAUGUGGUCGAGGAACUUUAUACCGGAUUAUGGGAUUAAAUUGCUGUCCUUCAUCAUUGUGGCGACGACGCUGGCCACCAGGAUCCAACGCGUCGAAGGAUUUGUGUCGUGUUCGCCGUCGCCAUGCAAAAACGGCGGUACCUGUCUCUCCACACCGAGAGGCGAAUACUUUUGCAACUGCACAUCGAGGUACGCGGGCGAGUUCUGCCAGCACCUGAACCCUUGCCACAGCGAGUCGUCGCCGCGUUGCCAGAACGGCGGCUCGUGCCGCGUCCGGCCCGGCGCCAGCGGCGGCUCGCCCUCCUUCGCCUGCGACUGCCCUCUCGGCUACAGCGCAUCACUAUGCGAGAUCAGAGUGCCAGCUGCGUGCGACUCCGCGCCUUGUCUCAACGGGGCUACGUGUCGGCUGACGUCAUUGGAUACUUAUGAGUGUGACUGCCCGCCAGGGUAUACAGGAGACGAAUGCUCGCACGAAGACCACUGUGCGUCGCAACCCUGCCGCAAUGGUGGCCGAUGCGUCGCCGACAACACCACUACUGCGGGCUACUCGUGCGCCUGUCCCCCUGGCUUUACCGGCUCCCGCUGCACUGAGGACGUCGUUGAAUGCUCCAGCGGCUCCGGCCCCUGCCAUCACGGCCGGUGCUUCAACACCCACGGGUCAUACACCUGUGUGUGUGAGCCAGGGUACACCGGCAGGGAUUGUGAUGCGGAGUACGUGCCGUGCGAACCAUCCCCUUGUCUGCAUGAUGGAAGAUGCACUCCCCUGGAUCCGUUGCGAUACGAGUGUGAUUGUCCGCCUGGUUACCGCGGCCAGAACUGCGAGAUCGACAUCGAUGACUGUCCUGGCCACCUGUGCCAGAACGGCGCCACGUGCAUCGACGGCCUCAACUCCUACACUUGCGAGUGCCCUCCCACCUUCACCGGCACGCUUUGUGAGAUCGACGUUGACGAGUGCGCUCUCAGACCACUUGUGUGCCAGAACGGGGCGACAUGCACCAACUCCUUGGGUGGUUUCUCGUGUAUAUGCGUGAACGGCUGGACGGGGCCCGAGUGCUCCGUGAACAUCGACGACUGCGCCGGCGCAGCGUGCUUCAACGGCGCCACCUGCAUCGACAGGGUCGGGUCGUUCUACUGUAAAUGCACCCCUGGGAAGACUGGUCUCCUCUGCCACCUGGACGACGCCUGUACUUCCAACCCUUGCCACGCCGAUGCCAUCUGCGACACCAGCCCCAUCAACGGCUCCUACACCUGCUCAUGCGCAUCUGGUUACAAGGGGCUGGACUGUUCUGAGGAUAUCGACGAGUGUGAACAAGGAUCUCCUUGCGAACACGACGGCAUCUGCGUGAACACGCCCGGCUCCUUCGCGUGCAACUGCUCUGUGGGCUUCACCGGCCCGCGCUGCGAGACUAACGUGAAUGAGUGCGAGAGCCACCCCUGCAGGAACGACGGCUCCUGCCUCGAUGACCCUGGCACCUUCCGCUGCGUCUGUAUGCCUGGUUUUACUGGAACACAAUGCGAGGUGGAGAUAGACGAGUGCGCGAACAACCCGUGCCUGAACGGAGGCGUCUGCCACGACCUGAUCAACGCGUUCAGAUGCACUUGCGUUAUUGGGUUCACGGGAGCUCGGUGCCAAGUGAACAUCGACGACUGCGCGUCAAGUCCUUGCCGGAACGGCGGCACCUGCCACGACUCCAUCGCUGGGUACACUUGCGAAUGUCCACCCGGGUAUACUGGUAUGUCGUGCGAGACGAACAUAAACGAUUGUCUGUCGGCGCCGUGCCACCGCGGCGAGUGCAUCGACGGCGACAACAGUUUCACGUGCAACUGCCACCCCGGCUACACGGGCCGCGUGUGCCAGACGCAGAUCAACGAGUGCGAGUCCAACCCCUGCCAAUUCGGAGGCCAUUGCGAGGACCUUAUCGGCGGCUACCAGUGCCGCUGCAAGCCGGGCACCUCAGGACGCAACUGCGAGAUCAACGUCAACGAGUGCUACUCCAACCCCUGCAGGAAUGGCGCCACCUGCAUCGACGGGAUCAACAGAUACACCUGCGAGUGUAUCCCGGGCUUCACUGGCCAACACUGCGAGACCAACAUCAACGAAUGUCUGUCCAAUCCCUGCGCCAACGGCGGCAAGUGCAUCGACCGCAUCAACGGAUUCCGCUGCGAGUGUCCCCGCGGGUACUACGACGCUAGGUGUUUAUCGGACGUGAACGAGUGCGCUUCGAAUCCGUGCAUUAACGGAGGCUCCUGUGAGGACGGAGUCAAUCAGUUCAUCUGCCAUUGUCUACCUGGAUAUGGAGGACAGCGCUGCGAGCGCGACAUCGACGAGUGCAGCUCCAACCCGUGCCAGCACGGCGGCACGUGCCACGACCGGCUCAACGCGUACAAGUGCGACUGCGUGCUCGGAUUCACCGGUGUAAAUUGCGAGACGAACAUCGACGACUGUGCCGGCAACCCCUGCCUACACGGCGGGUCCUGCAUAGAUCUUGUAAACGGGUACCGCUGCGUGUGCGCACCGCCGCACUCCGGACGGAACUGCGAAAACACGCUCGAUCCGUGCACGCCCAACCAAUGUCGCCACGGCGGCCGGUGCGUGGCGGAGGCGUCGUACGCGGAGUUCACGUGCGCGUGCCCGGUGGGCUGGGCGGGCGCGCUGUGCGAGCGCGACGUGGACGAGUGCGCCGUCACCGCGCCCUGCCACAACCACGCCACGUGCCGCAACACCGACGGCUCCUACGCCUGCGUCUGCGCACGCGGCUACGAGGGCAAGGACUGCGCUGUCAACACUGAUGAUUGCGCUUCAUUCCCAUGUCAAAACGGCGCGACGUGUCUGGACAGCAUCGGUGAUUACAACUGCGUGUGCGCAAGCGGGUUCGCAGGCAAGCACUGCGAGGUGGACAUCGACGAGUGCCAAUCCAGACCUUGUAUGAACGGCGCUACUUGUAAUCAGUACGUGGCCUCGUACACGUGCACAUGCCCGCUCGGGUUCUCGGGCAUCAACUGCCAGACCAACGACGAGGACUGCACCGAGUCCAGCUGCAUGAACGGCGGCACCUGCAUCGACGGCAUCAACUCUUACAACUGCUCCUGUCCGCCUGGCUACACGGGCUCUAACUGCCAGUUCCGCAUAAACAUGUGCGACAGCUCGCCGUGCGACAACGGCGCCACGUGCCACGACCACGUCACCUACUACACCUGCCACUGCCCCUACGGGUACACUGGGAAGCACUGCGAGGCCUACGUCGAUUGGUGUGAGGGCAACCCGUGCGAGAACGGCGCUACUUGCUCUCAGAAGGGUCCGCAGUACACGUGCACCUGCGCGCCGGGCUGGUCCGGCAAGCUCUGCGACGUCGAGAUGGUGUCCUGCAAGGAUGCUGCCAUCAGAAAAGGUGUGAAACUAAAACAACUUUGUAACAACGGGUCAUGCGAAGACAUCGGCAACUCCCACCGCUGCCACUGCCUCGACGGAUACACCGGCUCCUAUUGCCAGAAGGAGAUCAACGAGUGCGACUCCGCGCCGUGCCAGAACGGCGCCGUGUGCAAGGACCUCGUCGGCACUUACCAGUGCCAAUGUGCCAAAGGAUUCCAGGGCCAGAACUGCGAACUCAACGUUAACGAUUGCCUGCCAAACCCGUGCCAGAAUGGCGGAACUUGCCACGAUCUGAUCAACAACUUCUCUUGUUCCUGUCCCUUUGGCACUUUGGGGAAGAUCUGCGAGAUCAACGUCAAUGAUUGCAAGCAAGACGCGUGUCACAACAACGGCUCAUGCAUCGACAAAGUAGGUGGGUUCGAGUGUAAGUGCCCGCCCGGGUUCGUCGGCCCGCGGUGCGAAGGAGACAUCAACGAAUGCCUCUCGAACCCUUGCUCAGCGCCCGGCACUCAGGACUGCGUGCAGUUAGUCAACGACUACCACUGUAACUGUAAACCUGGCUACAUGGGCAGACAUUGUGAUGCCAAAGUCAACUUCUGCGCAAACUCUCCGUGCCAGAGUGGAGGAAUAUGUACAGCGAUUCAAGGCGGUCACGAAUGCCUAUGCAACGACGGAUUCUACGGUAAAAAUUGCGAAUAUUCUGGCUAUGCUUGCGACUCCAAUCCUUGCCAGAAUGGCGGGUAUUGCCACACGUCUGAAAUUGGAGGUUAUGUGUGUGAAUGCUUGUCAGGGUUGUCAGGCAUCAAUUGCGAGGUAGAUUCUAUGAAUGAGUGUCUCAGUAAUCCUUGCAAACAUCCUGAGGCGCGCUGUAUCGACAAACCUGGAGACUAUCUCUGUUACUGCCCGAGACAGUGGACCGGCAAGAAUUGCGACAUCCACGACCCUCAUUCGAGAGGAGGGUAUGGUAGCGGCGGAUUCAACAGCAAGAAUCCAGUGUUAACAUUACAAGAACUUGAUUUGGCUUACCAACGGGAACAAUGCGUGAAAUUGGGCUGCAAAGAGAAACAAGCUGACCACCACUGUGACGAAGAAUGCAACACGUACGCAUGUGAAUUUGAUGGGAAUGACUGUUCAUUGGGUAUCAACCCUUGGGCUAACUGUACUGCUCCAAUCAAAUGCUGGGAAGUGUUCAUGGAUGGCGAAUGUAACGAAGUCUGCAACACACAAGCUUGUCUUUUCGAUGGUCGAGAUUGCCAGAAAUCCUUGCAAAGAUGCAACCCUAUUUACGACGCAUAUUGCCAGAAGCAUUACGCUAACGGUCACUGCGAUUACGGCUGCAACAAUGCUGAGUGUAAUUGGGAUGGUCUGGAUUGCGAAAGUGAGCCUCCUCAUUUGGCUGAAGGAGUCAUGUCAGUUACCUUACUUAUGGAUAUGAGAACGUUCAAAGAAAACUCUGUAGCGUUCUUGCGAGAUUUGGGGCACCAACUACGGACAACUGUGUUGAUAAAGAAGGAUCAUUUAGGAAACGAUAUGGUCUACCCAUGGAAGGGAUCGACCGACGUUGGUCUCCAGGAUACAGAGUUCGGUAAGAAGCACAACAUCGUCUUUACCGAAAGGGGACAGUCAGGAGUACUGGUGUACCUAGAGAUCGACAACAGGAAGUGCACCAGCAUGUCUAGCUCUGAGUGCUUCUUCUCGGCGCAGGAAGCUGCGGAGUUCUUGGCCGCUACGGCGUCCAAGCAUUCCUUGUCACCGGACUUUCCGAUAUUUCAAGUUAAAGGCGUAAAUCCACCCACAACUGACGAUGGCCAAACCAACUACAAAUAUGUGUUCAUCGGAGUGAUAUUAUGCCUUCUUGCUGGUCUUUUGAUCGGAGUGUUAGUAACGGCGAAUAGGAAGCGUGCUGCAGGUGUGACGUGGUUCCCUGAAGGGUUCAUGCGGAACAAUUCCUCGACGAGAAGACGUUCGCGUCGCCGAGGACCUGAUGGGCAGGAGAUGAGGAACCUCAACAAAGGGUCCAUGGGUUGUAUCGAUGUAGAUAUUAACGGAGGUCAUAUGGUGCCUCCUCACUGGUCUGACGAGGACGAUGAUGGGUCAGCUCCUCCCAGAGCUAAGAGGGCACGAGGGCCCGGCGACGCCAAUGGCGCUCCGGGAGGCUACGCGUCUGAUCACACAGCGAUCACGGACUACGAGGAGGCGGGUCACGACUCUCGGGUGUGGACGCAGCAGCACCUGGACGCGGCGGACAUCAGGGUGCCGCCGAGCAUGAUGACGCCGCCGGGCAUCCACGACGGGCACGUGGACGUGGACGCGCGCGGGCCGCUGGGCAUGACGCCGCUGAUGGUGGCGGCCGUGCGCGGCGGCGGGCUGGACGCGGGCUCCGACGCGGAGGACGAGGCCGCCGCGCACGCCAUCUCCGAGCUCGUGGCGCAGGGCGCGCAGCUCGACGCCGCCAUGGACAAGACCGGCGAGACCAGUCUGCAUCUCGCCGCCAGGUACGCGCGAGCGGACGCUGCCAAACGUCUCCUCGACGCCGGUGCAGACGCAAACUCGCAGGACAACACCGGCCGGACGCCGUUACACGCCGCCGUCGCUGCAGACGCGCUCGGCGUGUUCCAAAUCCUGCUCAGGAAUAGAGCCACCAACCUCAAUGCGAGGAUGCAUGACGGCACCACGCCACUCAUUUUGGCUGCUAGACUGGCCAUCGAGGGAAUGGUGGAGGACCUGAUCAACGCCGAUGCGGAUAUAAACGCGGCGGACAACAGCGGCAAGACGGCGCUGCACUGGGCCGCUGCCGUUAACAAUGUUGACGCCGUCAACGUGUUACUCGCGCACGGUGCCAACAGAGACGCGCAAGACGAUAAGGAUGAAACCCCGCUGUUCCUGGGCGCUCGAGAAGGUUCAUACGGCGCGUGCCGAGCGUUGCUGGACGCGAUGGCGAACAGAGAGAUCACGGACCACAUGGACCGACUGCCGCGCGACGUGGCGCAGGAGCGCAUGCACGACGACAUCGUGCGCCUCCUCGACGACCACUGCCCGCGCCCGCCGCCGCAGCAUCACCAUCUCAUGUCAUCUCCGAACCCACACCCGCAGCUGCUGAACCAGCCAACAGUGAUCAGCGCGUCGGCGGCUAAGGGUAAGCCGAAGAAGCCGCGCGCCAAGGCCGGGCCCGACAGCCCGCAGGACCAAAUUUUCGACAACAACAACUUGCAACAAACACAAAUAAGACGGAAGCCAAGCGUAAAAAAGAGUAAUAAGAAAGUGGCACAGGAAGUGCCACAGAGCGUUGAGAGCCUGGGCUCUAGCCUCAGCCCUGUUGAAUCACCGCUCCAAAAUUUACAGGACUUGCCGUCGCCGUACGACGCAACGUCAUUGUACUCGAACGCGAUGGCGCAGUUCGUCAGCAUGCAGCACAAGCAGCCGCCCAGCUAUGAGGACUGCGUCAAGUAUUGUUGGCAGCCGGGUCAGACGCUGCAGCCGUACGGCGGCGGCGGGCUGGGCGCGUCGCUGUCGCCGCCCUACUCCAACCACUCGGGACACUCCAAUCACUCGCCCACGCACAGCAACCACACCGCCUCGCCACAUGCGUAUAUUGGGUCCCCGUCGCCGGGCAAGUCGCGGCCGUCGCUGCCGACGUCGCCGGCGCACAUGGCGGCGCUGCGCCACUCGCACCAGCACCAGCUCGACGCGUACUCCACGCUUGCGCAUCUCGGUGCUAACGGGCAGCACGGGUCGGCGCAGCUGCAGGCGGUGAUGACGCACGCCGCUGCGCUUGGGCAGGUGCAGGCCGCGCAGCAUCCACACAUCAACAUUAUGUCGGGUCUGUACGGAAGCUGGGGUAUUGGCGACACGUUCCCCACUCCAUCGCCCGAGUCUCCUGAACACUGGUCGUCGCCGUCGCCGCAGACGCCGCUUACGCAGUCGCCGCACUCCGACUGGUCCGACCGCGCCGCGCUCUCGCCGAACGAUCUGCAGCAGACCAACAAGGGCGGCACCGAAGCCAUUUACAUUUAAUAACACUCUUACGGACCAGGAAAUAAUGUACACUUUACACUCACAUUGUAAACUAUUCGACUAAACUCGAUCUUAUUGUGUACAAUGCAGAUGAAGUCGAGGACGGCUUAGUAACUAGUGUAGUUGAGGCAAACUCGACUUUAUAGUGUGCUAUUAAGGUAUUUUACGUAACGUCGAAGCAGCGAACUAGAAGCUGGUUGAAUUGUACAGAGAAAAAAAUGAUAUUAAUGCACCGUGUAAAUUAUUUUGGAACGCAACGGCGAAUCCGUUCGGAACCACGUCUAAAUUGUUUUUUGGUUAAGUUAGAGGUGCUAUAGUGCCGAUAUAGACUGAUUUGUACAGCCAUGACUCGAUGUAUAUUAACGUAAUAUAGCGUAACGACGCCCAACAGACAAUCUCGCGACGCGAUUAAACCUAUUUGGUUUUUUUUUAUAUAUUUUUUUAAAAUACACAACGUUUUCGUGACUAUGAAUCUGAAAUUAUAAUGUAACUUAUUCCUUUUUUAGUUUUUUGUUUUUUUUUUUUGUUUUUUAUUGUGAAUUUGAGACGUUAAACCCGGAGAUUUUAGACAUUAUACGCACUAUAAAAUGAAUUGUUUCGUUGUUAAAUCUUUCUUAUUAUCUUGUUUGUAUAAGUCAGUGUUUAAAAUCGAUAAUUUUAAACAAACGUGUUUUUAUGCAUAUGAGAUUGUUUAGCGUACAGUCGGAGAUUUUGUAGAGUUUUUUUUUAUAUGUAUAAAAAUUAUAUAAGGGGAGGAAUAAUAAAAAAAAAACUGAGUAAAGAAAAAAACAAUUGACAAUUUAAAUCGUAUUUCAUUUAUUUGGAAAGAAAACGUUUUUUUUGUGACAAACAAGCUAAAACAAAAAAAAAAAAACAUUAAAAGCAGGUGACAUUGAGAAGCAAUCCAUUAUGAACAUAAGAUAAAAAUAUAUAUGGUACAUUAUUAUUAUAAAACUUAGAUGAAUUAAUUAACAUUAAUAAAUAAUUUACUAUCCCGACUGUACCGAUGUGAACAGAAAUUAUUUAUGUGUGAUUCUGUAGUUUAUAAUUUUUUAUGUACUGUAGUGUAUAGGCAAAUUUUGAUUGUCUAUUAAGUCGAGGUCAAUAAAAUAUGAGCCAUCCCCAAUAAUAUAUCGAAAAUAAUUUUAAGAUUGACAAUAAUUAAACAUAAAGUAAUGAUAAAAAUAUGUGAUAAUCAAACUGAAAUUAAGCAUGGAUCAAAUAUGGUAUAUUUUUAUUAACCUCGGCCUAUCGCAAAUUGUUAGUUCGAUGUAAGCGGUGUGAGAUUGAACCCUGUUCGUAGAAGUCUUGUACGUCGGAGGUAUCAAUUUCAACCUUUAUUUAAGCACAUAUCUUCCGGAGAAUCCAAAUCAUUCCAUGUUUGCUUCCAAUUUUUAGGCCAUGGAAGUGUUAAGGGUGAUAUUCAGGUAAUCUAAAAUUACGUAAAGGUUUAAGAUUUUUAUAGAUUGGAUAUUAUUUUGAAGUAUUCGUGUGGUACUGAAAUAAUUUUUUUUAUUUACCCAUAUGUCUUAAAUUUUUAAUGUACAAAAUAUAGUUAUUGAAUUUUGUUUAGCACACUGAAAACGGUAUUUGCUAAAAAUGAGAAUAUAUUAUGCAUUUCAUCUUGCAUAUAAAUGUGUGAUGUUAAACUGUUCUUUUUUAGGUUUAUUGCAUUUAGUAUUUGGUGCGUAACAAUAUUUUUUUCUAAGUUCUAAGUUAACCUCACGUGACAAUGCAAUGAAAUAUAAGUUUACAUAAGAAUAUCAUCUUUUCACUGGGCCUCAUUCCCGUCUAAGUGUAAUCGUAAAUAAGAUCUCAUCAUUCCAUGUGUCGCUUUAAUCGAAAAUGUUGUUAUUCUUGGUACCAUUCGUGCUCAAUAUUGUUAAACUAUACAAUUCCGUACUAUUUGUAAUAUAUUUUAUAUAAGUAUCAUAUUAGUGAGUUUAUGAAACUGCUGCCUAUACGAGAAGCGCCUACGUUAUUUGUAAAUAUUUAAUUAUUAUUUUUUUAAUAAUGUAAUAUUUAAUUUUGACAGACAAUGAUCUUCGUUAGGCUUACGGUAGUCUAUAGUUUGUUGACUUUGACCAGAAAAAUAAAAACGUUCCAGUUUUGAAUAGAUAUUUUUAAUUUGCAUUUUUUAUUUUUGUGGUCAGGUUUUUUAAUUUUAAUAUUUUUUCUGUGUCAUCGCGAUGUGCCAAUGAGCGGAAAAAUUAGGUGUCAUUUCGACAGAUUGAAAAUAUUAUGCAACAGAUAACGAUGUGUAAUUAGUUUGUAAGAUUUAGAGUUCUGUGUAGCAACGCGUGCUUCCUUUAAAUGCAGAUUGUGUAAGAAGAUAUGAUACUCUAAAAAUGGAUUACGUUCCAAAUCACGCAGCAAACAAAACAAUCCAAAUGUAAACACAAUAUACACGUAAAAUAGGGAACGUAAUGGCACGAUUUUUAACACACAAUGCCUUAACACGGACCAAGUACAAACUGUAUUGUAUUUAAAAGUGACUGGAAAGUAUAUUGUGAAAAUAUCAUUUGGCACAGUUAUAUUUAGUAGCUUUUGUAAUGCUUGUAUAAGGCACAAAGUUUUGUUUUGAAAGUGAAUUUUCAAACUCGUGCCUUUAAAAGUAGCUGUAAGAUAGGGACAUUUGUAAUUUAAACUAUUAAAUAUAGUUCAGAAUAAUUAAUUUUAAGUUCUGUAAAUACAUUUUAUCAUUAUGUUUAUGAAAUGCAUUUCUUUGUAAGGAUCUAAAAACAUUUUUGAGGAGAAUGAAAUUUUUAAAUAUUUUCCCCGUAAUAAAGAAAUAAAUAAA